Molecule: messenger RNA, 1516 nt
Organism: Vombatus ursinus (common wombat)
Lineage: Eukaryota; Metazoa; Chordata; Mammalia; Diprotodontia; Vombatidae
Product: 39S ribosomal protein L15, mitochondrial
Exons: 5
Coding region: 27-926 (299 amino acids)
Biological process (GO): translation
Cellular component (GO): mitochondrial large ribosomal subunit
Molecular function (GO): structural constituent of ribosome
Source: RefSeq, a predicted model, not a curated record
GCUUGGCCGCAGGUCGGUGAACUGCCAUGGCGGGGCCGGUUUGCGGCGGGGGCGGCGGCCGAGCCAAGGCCCUGGACCUUUUGCGCUCUCUGCCGCGUGUCAGCCUGGCCAACCUGAAGCCCAACCCUGGCUCCAAGAAACCGGAAAGAUUAAGAAGAGGUCGGAGAAGAGGUAGAAAAUGUGGCCGAGGACAUAAAGGAGAAAGGCAGAGAGGAACCAGGCCUCGGUUAGGGUUUGAGGGAGGUCAGACUCCAUUUUAUCUCCGAAUCCCAAAGUAUGGAUUUAAUGAAGGACACAGCUUUAGGCGUCAGUACCAUCCUUUGAGUCUCAAUAGACUACAGUACCUGAUUGAUUUAGGUCGAGUAGAUCCUACCCAACCUAUUGAUUUAACCCAGCUUGUCAAUGGAAGAGGUGUGACCAUUCAGCCACUUAAAAGGGAUUAUGGUGUACAGCUGGUGGAGGAGGGUGCUGAUACCUUUAAGGCUAAAAUUAAUAUUGAAGUGCAGCUGGCUUCAGAGCUAGCCAUAGCUGCAAUUGAAAGAAAUGGUGGUGUUGUUACUACAGCGUUUUAUGAUCCAAGAAGCCUGGAGAUUCUCUGCAAACCUGUUCCAUUUUUUCUUCGUGGAAAACCUAUUCCCAAGAGAAUGCUCCCACCUGAAGAAUUGGUGCCAUACUACACUGAUCCUAGGAACCGUGGAUACCUGGCAGAUCCAGCCCAGUUUCCUGAAGCAAGACUUGAACUAGCCAAGAAAUAUGGUUACAUUUUACCUGACAUCACUAAAGAUGAACUCUUCAAAAUGCUGAGUACUCGAAAGGAUCCAAGGCAGAUUUUCUUUGGUCUUGCUCCAGGUUGGGUAGUAAAUAUGGCUGAAAAGAAAAUCUUGAAGCCCACAGAUGAAAACCUUCUUAAAUACUAUAGCUCAUAAAUUCUAAACUUAGAGAAAAAAGUUGUCUCAGGAAUACUGGAAAAAUGAGCCUAGAAUGCUCACCGUUUCUUGUUUCAUUUUCCUGUUCCACCAGACUCAAAAUGUUGGGUGCUGGAUUUUGGCAUGAUGCAUUUUUCCUUUUUUUUUUAAUAGGUAAAAUCAAAAUAAAAUGUCUAUGAGAAGCCAUAUUGGACAAAACUUAAGUCUGUGUACUAUGAUGAAACAUACACAAGGCCUCUUUUGCGGAAUAGACUUUGGAGAUCAGACUUGUAUCCUCAAUGCUUUUAAGUAGUCAGAAGAAAUCAUUUAGUCAGAAGUUUUCUUGCAUGCCUCAUUUGUCCUUUUCAUCACUGCAUAUUGUAGAAUGUGUUUUUGUCGAGUGUCAUUGAUCCAUAGGCUGAUUUAGCAGGGGUUCAAGCACCCGAAGGGGAAAUAAGCCUCUGUUAGUCUCUGAGAUAAAUUCCAGCUCUAGCAACUGGAGGUCAAAGUUUGAGUUUUUAUUUAGAAAAAUUCAGAUCAUUACUUAUAUGCUAGUGUGCACAGUAUUUGUGAAAAUAUUUUUUAAUAAAUUAUUUCUCUUACUGUCCUUA